Molecule: messenger RNA, 1890 nt
Organism: Homarus americanus (American lobster)
Lineage: Eukaryota; Metazoa; Arthropoda; Malacostraca; Decapoda; Nephropidae
Product: keratin-associated protein 16-1-like
Exons: 9
Coding region: 1-1890 (629 amino acids)
Source: RefSeq, a predicted model, not a curated record
AUGGCUAGUAAUACUUGUGAACAGAGUUGUACCCUUCUGAGGGCCGAGCUACUGGCCGAGUUAGUGAAGGUCAAAGAAGAAAACUUGGAAUUAAAGAAAAGAACUGUAGACGACACCGACGACACUAUACAACCUGUAGACGACACCGACUGCACAACACAACCUGUAGACGAUGGCCACUACACUACACAACCUGUAAACGAUGGUCACUACACUACACAACCUGUAGACGGCGCCCACUACACUAUUGAACCUGUAGACGACGCCCACUUCAUUACACAGCCUGUAUCCGACACAACCUGUAGACGACGCCCACUACACUAUACUGUACAACCUAAUGACGACGCCCACUACACUACACAACCUGUAGACGACGCCCACUACACUACGCAAUCUAUAGACAACGCCCAUUACACAAUAGAACCUGCAGACGACGCCCAUUAUACUACACAACCUGUACACGGCGCCCACUACAUUACACAACCUGUAGACUACGCCCACUACUCUACACAAUCUUGUGCCUCCAGUCUUUGCAGCGUGCCUCCAGCCUUGCAGUGUGCCUCCAGCCUUUGCAGUGUGCCUCCAGUCUUUGAGUGUGCCCCCAGUCUUUGCAGGGUGCCCUCAGUCUUUGCAGCGUGCCCUGUCUUUGCAGCGUGCUCCAGUCUUUGCAGCGUGCCCCCAGUCUUUGACAGUGUGCCCCAGUCUUUGCAUGUGCCUCCAGUCUUUGCAGCGUGCCUCCAGUCUUGCAGCGUGCCUCCAGUCUUUGCAGGUGCUCCAAUCUUUGCAGAGUGCCCCAUCCUUUGCAGCAUGCCCCCAGUCUUGCAGCGUGCCCCAGUCUUUGCAGUGCCUCCAGUCGCGAGUGUGCCCAGUCUUUGCAGCGUGCCUCCAGUCUUUGCAGCUGUGCCCCAGUCUUUGCAGCGUGCCCCAGUCUUGCAGCGUGCCCUCAGUCUUUGCAGCGUGCCUCUAGUCUUGCAGUGUGCCUCUAGUCUUUGCAGCGUGCCUCCAGUCUUGCAGCGUGCCUCCAGUCUUUGCAGCGUGCUCCAGUCUUGCAGCGUGCCUCCAGUCUUUGCAGCUGUGCUCCUCAGUCUUUGCAGCAGUGUCCCCAGUCUUGCAGUGUGCCUCCAGUCUUGCAGCGUGCCUCCGUCUGCAGCCGCGGCCUCCAGUCUUGAAGUGUGCCUCCAGUCUUUGCAGCGUGCCUCCAGUCUUUUGCAGUGGCCCCCAGUCUUUGCAGUCGGGCUCAGUCUUUGCUGCUUCCAGUCUUGCAGCGUGCUCCAGUCUUUGCAGGCGUGCCAGUCUUUGCAGCGUGCCUCCAGUCUUGCAGCGUGCUCCAGUUCUUUGCAGCGUGCCCUAGUCUUUGCAGCUUGUGCCUCUAGUCUUGCAGUGUGCCUCAGUCUUUGCAGUGUGUGCCUCCAGUCUUACAGGUUCCAGUCUUUACAGUGGCCCAGUCUUGCAGUGUGCCUCCAGUCUUUGCAGCGUGCUCCAGUCUUGCAGAUGUGCCUCCAGUCUUUGCAGUGUGCCCCAGUCUUGCAGUGCCCCUCAGUCUUUGCAUGUGCUCCAGUCUUGCAGUGUGCCCCCAGUCUUUUGCAGUGUGCUCAGUCUUGCAGUGUGCCUCCAGUCUUUGCAGUGGUAGUGUGCUCAGUCUUUGGAGUGUGCCUAGGUCUUUGCAGUGUGCUCCAGUCUUUGCAGCGUGCCCCAGUCUUUGCAGCUUGGCCUCCAGUCUUUGAAGUGUGCCUCCAGUCUUUGCAGCGUGCUCCAGUCUUUUUGCAGGUGCCUCCACUUUGCAGAGUGCCCCAUCCUUUCCUUAGCAGUUCCCAGUCUUUGGAGUGUCCCCAGUCUUGCAGUGUGCCUCCAGUCUUUAGCGCUCAUUUUGCAGCGGCCUCCAGUCUUUAG